AUGGCAGACGAUGCAGACAUGUCGAGUGAGUGGACUCGAAUCACCCAUGAACUGUUAUUCAACUAUGCUCUACAAGCAGCUCCACUUGUCCUUCUCUACUACGACUAUUUUCUGACGCUUGGCGACGAGGUCGAGAACUAUUGGCCACCGCGUCGUGCUUUGACGUGGCUGUCUGGACUUUUCCUCGGAACACGAUACUUUACCCUUCUCGCAUGUGGUCCCGUCCAAUACUAUCAUGCUUUCUUGGAACUGGUUCUUCAGAUACCUAUCGGACUGUUAUGUGCACUGCGUGUGUAUGCUUUGUACUCGAAAGACCGGAGAAUACUCGUCGGGCUCCUUGUCUUGGGGGCCAUCCUUACGGGCGUCAUCCUAUACAUGGUGACAACAUUCGAUACUAACAUACCCGUCUUCUACUGGUCGAGAGCCCCUCUAUGCGGGAAUGCACGCUCAAGAGUUGAUGGCAUACGGUUUGCCAUCGUUUGGGGGGCCGUGCUGCUCUUCGACCUCAUCGUAUUCAUUCUCACUGCUCUUCGCGCGUUCAAAGUAUGGAAGUCAGGCCGCAUCGUGCAGGUAGUUCUCAGAGACGGUGUGCUGUACUUUUGCGCAUUAUCUGCUUCGAAUAUCGUCAACAUCGUGGUGCUCGUUGUUGUGACUCCGCUCCUCAAGACAGUAUUCGCCUCUCUCACGAACAUCCUCUCCGUUGUCCUGAUCUCGCGCCUGAUGCUCAAUCUUCGCUCAGACACAGUCUCCAGUUCUGAUGUCUUCCCCGAAGAUACGGAACUCACCGUCGCCUCUGCGAGCCUCGAUACCAACAUCCUGGUGUCCGAGGGGCGAUCAGACCCAACGGUUCCCCGAGCUACGUAG
This is a messenger RNA of Peniophora sp. CBMAI 1063, 864 nucleotides long. The record is from the annotation of a GenBank genome assembly. Lineage: Eukaryota; Fungi; Basidiomycota; Agaricomycetes; Russulales; Peniophoraceae.